Aureococcus anophagefferens is the source of this 6671-nucleotide messenger RNA. RefSeq lists its product as hypothetical. NCBI's taxonomy places the organism in Eukaryota, Pelagophyceae, Pelagomonadales, Pelagomonadaceae. The transcript has 7 exons. The record is from RefSeq and is a predicted model, not a curated record. Gene Ontology annotation, biological process: carbohydrate metabolic process; N-glycan processing. The coding region runs from base 7 to 6657 and encodes 2216 amino acids. Gene Ontology annotation, molecular function: carbohydrate binding; alpha-glucosidase activity.
GAAGCCAUGCGUUCCCUCCUGCGCCUCGCGCUGCUGGGCGUCGCGUGCCGCGCGGUGGACAAGAGCAAGUUCCGCACGUGCCAGGACACGCGCUUCUGCCGCGUCCACGCGCGCCCGGCGGCGCCGCCGCCGACCUACGCCGUCAACGACGCCUCGGUGGCCAUGGCCGACGGCGCGCUGCGCUUCGAGGUGUCCGAGGGGACCCUCGCGCCGCUCGUCGUGACCGUGCUGCCCCACGCCGACGCGGGCGUCGUCAACGUGCGCGUGACGGAGGCCGGCGUGUCGCGCUGGGAGCCCGACGACGUGCUCCUCGGCCCCUUCGCGCUCGACGGCGACGCGAAGCUCUCCAAGACCCCCGCGGGCGCGACCCUGACCCUCGGCGGCGGCGGGGCCGUGGCCGUGACCUACGCGCCCUUCACGCUGUCGCUGGGCCCCGCGGGCGGCGACCCGCUGAUCGUCGUCAACGGCAAGGACCUGCUCCACUACGAGCGCGGCCGCGCGGCCGCGGCCGCCGCGCCGUCCCUGGGCGACCCCAGCGGCGGCGACGCCGACUCCCACGGCUGCGAGGACGGCUUCGCCUGGAACGGGGAGCGGUGCCUCGAGAUCGCGGGCUACUGGGAGGACGGCCUCGCGCGCUUCGCCGACGGCACCAAGGAGGUCAAGACCUACAAGGCGGCGGAGGUCGCCAAGGACGACGGCGACUUCUCCGAGACCUUCAGCGGCCACACGGACGACGUGCCCAACGGGCCCAUGUCCGUGGGCGUCGACGUGUCGUUCCCCGGGUCGAAGGCGCUCUUCGGCUUGGCCGAGCACGCGUCGCAGUUCGCGCUCAAGAAGACGACGGGCGGCGGCGGCUACGACGAGCCCUUCCGCUUCUACAAUUUGGACGUCUUCGAGUACGACCUCGACGUGCCCAUGGCGCUCUACGGCACGAUCCCGCUCGCGUGGGCCGUCGCGCCCGGGCGGGAGAAACACUCGACCGUCGGCGUCUUCUACGACAACCCGACGGAGACCUACGUGGACGUCGGCGCCGGGCCCGACGACACCAAUUGGGACCUGCACUUCGUGUCCGAGUCCGGCGUCCUGAGCCUCUUCCUCAUCCUCCCGGAGACGCCGCUCGACGGCUUCGCGAAAUACGCGGCGCUGACGGGCGCGCAGGAGCUGCCGCCGCUCUUCGCGCUGGGCUACCACCAGUGCCGCUGGAACUACAAGGACGAAAAGGACGUCGCGGCGGUCCACGGCCAGUUCGAGGCGUUGGAUAUUCCCUACGACGUGCUCUGGCUCGACAUCGAGCACACGGACGGCAAGCGCUACUUCACGUGGGACGCGAACCUCUUCCCCGACCCCGCGACCAUGCAGGACACGCUCGCGAAAACGGGGCGGAAGAUGGUCACCAUCGUCGACCCCCACAUCAAGCGCGACAACAACUACGACGUCCACAAGAAGGCGACGGACGCCGGAUUGUACGUCAAGGAGCGGAAGCACGGCGAAUUGAAGGACUUCGAGGGCUGGUGCUGGCCCGGGAGCUCGUCCUACCUCGACUUCACGGCGGCCCACGUCCGCCAGUGGUGGGCGGAGCGCUUCUCGCUGGCGAACUACGGCGGGUCGACGGCGAACCUCUACACGUGGAACGACAUGAACGAGCCGUCGGUCUUCAACGGGCCCGAGGUGACCAUGGCGAAGACGCUCGUCAACCUGGGCGGCGUCGAGCACCGCGAGUGGCACAACCUCUACGGCAUGUACUUCCACCGCGCGACGGCCGAGGGGCUCAUGCUCCGCGAUUCGAAGGAGAACAAGCGGCCGUUCGUGCUGAGCCGCGCGUUCUACGCGGGGUCCCAGCGCUGGGGCGCCAUCUGGACGGGCGACAACGCCGCGCGCUGGGACCACCUCAAGGUCGCGUCGCAGAUGCUGCUGUCCAUCUCGGUCUGCGGGCUGAGCUUCGCGGGCGCGGACGCGGGCGGCUUCUUCGGCGAUCCCGACCCCGAGCUCAUGGUCCGCUGGAUCCAGGCCGCGGCCUACACGCCCUUCUUCCGGGGCCACGCGCACCACGACGCGAAGCGGCGCGAGCCCUGGUCCUUCGGCGAGCCCCACACGGCCCGCAUGCGCGGCGCCAUCGCGGACCGCUACGCGCUCCUGCCGUACUGGUACACGACGUUCGCGGCCGCGCGGUUCGCGGGGCUGCCGGUCAUGCGGCCGUUGUGGGCGCACCACGCCCACGACGCGGACGCUUUGCUGGUUGGCGACGCCUGGCUCGUGGGCGAGGAUUUGCUCGUGAAGCCCGCGACGGACGCGGGCGUCUCCACGGUCGACGUCUAUUUACCAAAGGGGACGACGUGGUUCGAGACGCACACGGCCGCGAUGACGAAGCGCAGCGGCGGCGUUUUAGCGAAAGGCGUGCCCGCGCCCCUCGACGGCACGGCGCCGGCGCUCCAGCGCGGCGGGUCCAUCAUCCCGCGCCAGCGGCGCCUCCGCCGGUCGACGGCCGCGAUGCGGUCGGACCCCUACGAGCUCACGGUCGCGCUCGACGACGCCGGCGAGGCGUCGGGCAGCCUCUACCUCGACGACUUCGAGACCUUUGGCUUCACGGGCGGCGCCUUCCACAAGUCGGUCUUCACCUUUGCGGGCGGCAAGCUCUCGGCGAACGCGGGCAACGACUGCGACGCGCGCGCGGCGGCGCUCGGCAUCGCCGCGGACGCGGGCAGCUUCGCGCCGACGAAUGUCGUCGAGCGCGUCGUCGUGCUGGGCCUCGCCGCGCCGCCGACGGCCGUGUCGCAAAGCCGUGCCGUCGCCGCCGACGACGACGCUGCUGCGACGCUGCCAAGCGCUUGCAUGCUUCGGCGGGCCAUGAAGCCGUCGAACGAGUCCAAGGGCGGCCUGCGCGGGUCCGUGUCGUCGGGCAUCAAGCGCCUCUGGCGGUCCAUCCCCGCGGCGCGGCCCAAGGGCGACGCGCCGCCGCCCGCCGACGAGGAGGCGCCGGCGGCGCGCGCCGGCGCGCCGACGCCCCGGGCGGAGCCGGAGAACGUGGAGCCGCCCCCGAAGGAGGCCUUCGAGCGCGCGGCGGAGCGCGUGUCGCGGGAGGCGCGGUCCGCGGCGGAGGCCGAGGACGCCAAGGCCGAGCGGACGCGGCAGCGCGUCGAGCGGAAGCGCGCGCGGAACCGCAAGCGGCCCCCGGGCGGCGGCGAGGACGCGGCGGCGCUGCGCGCGGCGAAGGCGCUCCUCGACGGCGGCGACGUCGAGGCGGCGCGCCGCGCCUUCAAGGACCUGCGGGACCGGGGCGUGCGCGCCGCGUCCGCGGGCCUCGUGGAGUGCGCGCGGCGCCGGCGGUCCGGCGACGCGACGCCCCGGGGCGCCGAGGCGCCCCGCGAGGCGCCGCGGGUCCAGGCGACGCCGCGGGAGCGGCCGCGGUCGUCGUCGGGGUCGCCGGGCCGCGACAUCCCCGAGUGCCGCGCGGGGUUGUCGCUCGCGGCCGACGACGGCGCGAAGCUCGGCGCGCGCGGCCGCCACCGCGCGGUCAUCGCCGCGAAGACGGACCUCGCGCUCGGGCGCAACGCCCUCGGCCCGCGGCCCGCGGCCGGCGACGCCGCGGCGCUCGACCGCCUCGCGAAGCGGGCCGCGCUGCUCGCGGCGGCGCUCGACGCGAAGGCGACGCCCGCGCGCCUGGCGGAGCUCGCGGACGCGCUCGAGGGCCUGCGGCGCGCCCAGGGCCGCGACGAGGCGGCGGGCCUCCCCUCCUGGGCGCGGGACGCGUCGGCCGUGCGCGAGGAGGCGACGGAGGUCGACCUCGCGCUCCGCGAGCGCGACGCGCUCGCGGCGCGGCUCGCGCGCGGCGCCGCGGAGCGGCCGCCGCCGCCGCCGCCCCACCAGCCGGGGCCGCCGCCCAUGCCGCCGCCGCCGAACUUCGAGGCCGCCAUGCCGCCGCCGCCGCCGCCGCCGAAGGCGCGGCCGCCGCCGGCGCCGCGCGACCCGGCCGCGGCGUUCGCGCGAUUCGAGACGAAGCUCGAGGCGGCGGCCGAGGGCGCGCUCCGCCUCGGCGACCUGCCCCUGCCGAGGCGCUCCGGCUCCGUGUCCGGCGCGUCGCGCGCGGACCCCGUCGACGACCGGAAGCGGGCCGUCCGCGCCGCGCUCCUCCGCUGGCACCCGGACAAGUUCGACCUCUCCAAGUUCCACCCGGACGACCGCGACGCCGUCAGCGACGCCGUCGCCGAGGUCACGCGGAGGAUCGUCAAGGAGAAGAAGUUCCUCGCCCCGAUCCUCGACACGAACUACGUGCUCGUGAAGAGCAAGGACGGCAAGCGGCCGCCGAUGCGCGAGGGCGCCGUCCGCAAGGCGAGCAGCGAGCUGACCGCCAAGCUCAACGAGGACGCCAAGGCCGAUCCCAGCAAGGACAGCUGGCUCGGCACGACCUUCGGCCCCUUCCUCUGCUGCUCCUACGGGACGGAGGAGCUGACCUGCCGCCGCGAGGCGGACGACCAAGAAAAGGAGGAGGAGGAGGACCCCUACCCGGAAGUCGGCGUGACCUCGCCGAGCGGCUCGCCCGUCGCGCGGUGCCGCGACAUGAGCCCGGACGACUUCGAACCACACGCCGACUUGCACGACGAGCACGCCGACUUCCACGGCGGCACGAUGUCCGCGUUCAGGGCGAUGAACGAGACCGACUUCGAGGCGGCGCAGGACGCGCUCGACGCCGACGAGCAGCCCGACGAGUCGAUCCGGGACUGGAUCAUCAAGUUCUACACGGAGUUCAACCCGGAGAAGCUCGGCUCCGUCGACGUGAUCCUGAGCAAGUACGUCGGCCGCGAGGACGAGCUCGUGCGCCAGCUCGAGCGCAAGUACGCGCCCAUCGCCGCGGGCGACGAGCCGGCGCCCGCGCCCGCGCCGCGGUCCGCGUCGCCGCCGCCGCCGCCGCCGCCGGCCGCGGCCGCGCCGCCGCCGCCGGAGCCGGAGCCUGAGGCGCCGCCGGAGCCGCCGACGGGCGACGCGGCGCUCGACGAGGCGCGCGUCGCGCUCGCGCGCGAGCGCGAGGCGUCGCGCGCCGUCGCCGGCGAGAACGCGCGGCUCCAGAGCGCGCACGCGCAGGACCGGCGCGCGGCCGAGGCGUCCGCGCGCGACCGCGACGCCGCGGCCGCGAAGCUGCGGCGGGACCUCGACGCCGAGAGAGUCGCGCGCGCCAAGGCGGCCGCGGCGCGCGACUCCGCGGAGGCGAACGAGCGGUCCGCGUCGACGCGCGUCGAAGCGCUGGAGGCCCGCCUGCGCGCCGCGGACGCGACGAACGCCGAGGCCGCCGCCGCGGCCGCCGCGGCGACGCUGAGCUGCAUCGCGAAGCACAAGCUGCUCGCGCGGACCGGGGCGGGAAAAGAGCGCGACAUUCCCAACUUCUAUCUCGGCCGUGUGCGGACCGUCGAGGAGCAGCAGGAGCUGACGUACCAUCUCAAAGCCGCGACGGAGACCAUCGCGACCUACUUCCCGCCGGACUUCGAGGCGGAGAUCGCCGCGCAGCUGAUCGCCCAGGACGCCCUCUACGCGGAGGACGCCGCGCGGGCCGCGAUGGACGCGGAGGCGGCGGGGUACCCGGAGACGAAGGACGACGACGACGACGCGUCCGACGACCCGGACGCGCCGGCGCUGCCGCCGCCGGAGGAGCCGCCCGCGGUCCGCGGCGGCCUGAAGCCGCCGCUGCUCGCCGCGCUCGAGAAGGGCGAGAUCUCGGCGGCCGCGCCGCCGCUCGCGCGCGACCCGGACGGCGACGCGAGCGACGCGGCGGGCCGCGACGGCAUCACGGGCCGGGCCUACGCGAAGAUGUACGCCUCCGCGCGGCAGCAGAUGGCGCGCAUGACGCGGGAGCGGAACAACGCGGAGCGGCGGGUUUUGGAAUACGCGCAGCUCAACAACGCGCUCGAGGAGGAGCUCGCGCUGCACCGGGCGGAGCUCGAGAAGAAGGCGGGCGCCGCCGACGGCGCGCGGUCCGAGAGCGACGGCCUGCGCGCGGACCUCGAGGCCGCGCGGGCCGCGCGCGACCGCCUCGAGGCCGCGCUCGCGAGGGAGCGGGCGGCCCACGAGGCGACGCGGCGCGACCUCCAGGAGGCCGAGGCCGUCGUCGACGUCGCGGCGGAGGCGCGGCGCGAGCAGGAGCGCUGGUUCGACGAGCAGCGCCGGCGCUGCGAGGACGAGGCGCAGGAGCUCGUCGACCGCGCGUUCGCGGACUCGUCGAUGCUCCAGGAGGAGCUGCUGACCCGGGAGCUCAAGAACAUGGAGGCGCGGCGGGAGAUGGUCGACGCCCAGGUCAAGGCCCGCGACGAGGAGAUCCAGCGGCUGUCGGAGCUCGUCGCGAAUUUGGACGCGAACGUGAAGGCGCGCGACAAGCAGGUCGAGACGAUGCAGGCCGAGCUCCACAAGGCCGCCAAGGCCUUCCUCCAGCACGAGAAGGACAUCGUCGCCCGCGCGCCCAAGGCCAUCGGCGGCGGCGGCCUCGUCGACGACGACGACGGCGCGGCCGGCGACGCGCCGCGACGGGACGACGCGGCCGCCGACGCGCCGCGGCGGGAGGACGCGGCCGGCGACGCGCCGCUCCCGUCGCUGCCCGCGGCCUACCCGGACGAGACGCCGCCGGUCCACGGGCCGCCCCUGCCGCCGAACUUCGAGCGGAAGCUGGACCUGUAACACGUUCUCGGUUG